ACAAGCUUCUCAGCACAGAGUCGGUAUUUGACGUUUAUCCCAGAUCUGCACCGUAGUUAGUCUCCGCCAUUUCGAUUUCAGGUUUCCUGAGAAAAAGUGGAGCUUUGACAACAAUAUGGAAUCAUCAUCAGGAGCAGUGGCGGAAUUUGAUUAUUUGUUUAAGUUGUUAAUGAUAGGAGAUUCUGGGGUUGGAAAAAGUAGCCUUUUGCUCAGUUUCACUUCUGAUACUUUUGAGGAUCUCUCUCCUACCAUUGGAGUGGAUUUCAAGGUAAAACAUGUUACAGUUGGAGGGAAGAAGUUGAAGCUUGCAAUUUGGGACACUGCUGGACAGGAAAGAUUUAGGACUUUGACUAGUUCAUAUUACAGAGGAGCUCAAGGAAUCAUCAUGGUUUAUGAUGUAACAAGGCGAGAAACCUUCACUAACUUGUCUGAUAUUUGGGCUAAAGAAAUUGACCUCUACUCAACAAAUCAAGAUUGCAUCAAGAUGCUAGUAGGCAACAAAGUUGAUAAGGAGGGUGAAAGGGUUGUCAGCAAAAAAGAGGGCAUUGACUUUGCAAGGGAGUACGGAUGCCUCUUCAUUGAGUGCAGUGCAAAAACUCGCGUAAAUGUAGAGCAGUGUUUUGAGGAACUUGUUUUGAAGAUCUUGGAGACACCGAGUCUCUUGGCUGAGGGCUCAGCUGGCGUGAAAAAGAACAUAUUCAAACAGAAACCUCCUGAAUCUGAUGCAUCCACAAGCAGUUGCUGCUGAAUCCUCAUCUCUCCUUUGCCCUUGAGUUUCCUGUUGAUGUAAUUUUAGAUGCCUUAUUCACGUGUUUGAUCCAAGAACCUGUGUUAAAUCGACUUUGGCCUAAACACGAUAUGUUUGUCUUAAAAUGUAGUAGCAUUGUUUGAUCUCAGUUUCUUUUUGUUUGCUU
Sesamum indicum (sesame) is the source of this 914-nucleotide messenger RNA. NCBI's taxonomy places the organism in Eukaryota, Viridiplantae, Streptophyta, Magnoliopsida, Lamiales, Pedaliaceae. The record is from RefSeq and is a predicted model, not a curated record.